AUGCAAGCUGUAACUGAUCCCAAUUCACCUUACGCUACAUUGUACAAACAAGCAUUCAGCAUUGUUAGAGAUCCUUUCGUAUACUUAUUCCCAGCUUAUGCUCGUAUCCCUUCUAAAUACAUUCCCUAUCGAAAUCGCGCUCGCUUGGCGAAUGAAAGCCUCCGCAAAAUCCUGGCUGAUAUAAUUACAGAACGUAGAAAUGCUAUUGGCAGAGGAAGCAAUAACAAAGACCUGCUCUCGCUCAUGAUCAUGGCUGCUAAUGGCCACUCUGAUAAUACGAAUGCAUAUUUGACCGAUGGAGAACUAGUUUCAAAUUUAGCUGUAUUCUUUGUUGCUGAAAAAGCACGCAAAGAAGUAUUAGGCAUUCUCGGGGAUUCACCAGAGGACGUUAUUCCCACUGAGGCAGAAUUGAAGCAGUUGACCUACUUGAACAGCUGUAUAUUGGAAACUAUGCGUAUCAAUCCUCCUACCUCUGGUAACCUUCCUCGUAUAGUCACUAAAGACACGGUUUUGGGCAGAUAUCUUAUUCCUAAAGAGACACGUGUUGCAAUCGAGCUUUAUUGUGUUCAUCAUUUAGAUGAAUAUUGGGAACGUCCCUCGAUAUUUAAUCCUGAUAGAUUCAAUAAAGAACAUCCUAGCUACAGAUCUCAAAGCAUGUGGAUGCCCUUCGGAGAUGGUCCACGAACUUGCAUCGGUAAAAACUUCAGUUUACAGGAGCAAAGAAUAAUGCAAGCUAUGUUUUUGAAAAGAUACACUUGGAAAUUAGCCCCUCGUAGUGAACAUCUUCAUGGCCUUAAGAAUGCUAAUGGUGGUGGAAUUGGUUUAUUGGGCCCUGAAACCUUGCAUAUCCAGUUAAGCAAAAGAUAUAAUAACUAG
Mycotypha africana is the source of this 876-nucleotide messenger RNA. Its product is annotated as cytochrome P450. Gene Ontology annotation, molecular function: heme binding; oxidoreductase activity, acting on paired donors, with incorporation or reduction of molecular oxygen; iron ion binding. NCBI's taxonomy places the organism in Eukaryota, Fungi, Mucoromycota, Mucoromycetes, Mucorales, Mycotyphaceae. Bases 1 to 876 code for a protein of 291 amino acids. The transcript is spliced from 4 exons. The record is from RefSeq and is a predicted model, not a curated record.